Molecule: messenger RNA, 1331 nt
Organism: Balaenoptera ricei (Rice's whale)
Lineage: Eukaryota; Metazoa; Chordata; Mammalia; Artiodactyla; Balaenopteridae
Product: C2 calcium-dependent domain-containing protein 4A-like
Exons: 2
Coding region: 130-1251 (373 amino acids)
Source: RefSeq, a predicted model, not a curated record
UGCUGAAGCUGGAGCGUCGGCCUGGACUGCAAGGCGACGUGCACUGAACUUGUAACUCAGGAACCAGAGGGACUGAAGAAGAGGCAAAGGAGCGCUUCUUCCCCCCACUCCCAGCCCCAGCCUCAGAGGAUGCGGCUCCUCGGGAAACUCCGCGCUUCGGCCACAGGCCGCGCGGCUCUGGAGCCUGCCUUCUCCAAUGUGCUCACUCCGGACCGCAUCCCCGAGUUCUGUAUCCCGCCGCGGCUGCCCGCGCCCUGCUCGGCCGUGUCCUCGCCCCCGGCCGUCGCCCUGCCCCGGCGGUGCGCUGCAGAGCCGGACCUUUGGUCUCGAGGAGCCUACGACGGCGCGGGGCGCACGGACUGGGACCCACGCUCGCAGGCCGCGCUCUCGCUGCCGCACCUGCCCCGGGCGCGCACCGCCUACGGCUUCUGCGCGUUGCUCGAGAGCCCGCACACCCGCCGCAAGGAGUCGCUCUUCCUCGGGGGCCCGGGGACCGCCCCGCUCCUGCCCGCGCCCCGCCCCCGGGCCCGCACCUACGGCGGCGGCGGCGGCGGCGGAGACGCCCCCCUUGCGCCCCCGGGAAGAGCCCCUGCUGCGCCUGCCGCGGCCCGCGGCGGCCCCCGCCCGCCCCCGGAUGCGCUCGCCCCGCGGCCCCGCGGCCGCCGCCUCCUGCGUGCUCCCGAGGGGCUGCUGCGCCGCGCACUGCGGGCCGGGAGGAGCCGAGGCCUGGCCCGCGCCCGCUCCGUCUCCAGCGGGGACGGGGAUGAUGACGACGACGAAGGGCGCCGCGCCGGCUCCUGGUCCCCGGCCCGGGCCCCCGCCACGUCCCCUCCGCCGCCCCCCGACCCGCGGCCCGAGCGCCUGGAGGCCGAGGGCACCGUGACUCUGGACCGCACAGGCGGCGCCCUGCGCCUGGCCGUCGAGUACAGUCGGGACAGCGGGCGCCUCCGCGUCCGGCUGCUCCGCACCGAGGGCCCGGCCGGAGGGGCCGCCGAGCCCCGCGCCCCCGUCGGCUGCCGCGUCAGCUUCGUCCUGCAGCCGCCGGGCCAGACGCGCCGGCCGCGGGGCGCCGUGGUCCGGCGGAGCCGCCGGGCGGUCUUGGAGCAGGACUUGUGCUUGGACGGGCUCUCGGAGGACGAGGUGCGCCGCCUGGCCGUGCGCGUCAAGGCCGAGAACCGGGGCCGCGGGCUGGAGCGGGGCCGCCUGCUGGGCCAGGGCGAGCUGCUGCUGGGCCCCCUCCUGCUCCUCUGAGGGCGCGCCCUGCCCCUGGGGCCUCUCGAACACUGCCAGCCGCUUUGUACCAAAUAAAUGUUAUUUAUUCGUUUUUCUAA